This is a messenger RNA of Xiphophorus maculatus (southern platyfish), 2677 nucleotides long. Its product is annotated as C1q-related factor-like. Lineage: Eukaryota; Metazoa; Chordata; Actinopteri; Cyprinodontiformes; Poeciliidae. The transcript is spliced from 2 exons. Bases 237 to 1043 code for a protein of 268 amino acids. The record is from RefSeq and is a predicted model, not a curated record. Gene Ontology annotation, molecular function: protein binding.
CUCUCUCUCUCCCCCCACUCCUGCACAUCUCUGUCACACAAUUGCAGACUCGCAGCGGCUCUCCCCCCUGAGCAUCAUCUCCACCAUCGGAGAUCCUCCUCGUGUCUGUGUUCUGCCGGGUGGACGCACGCCCCACAGUCACCAUUUCUGCCCCGGAGAGCUCCAGGCUGGCAGCGCAGCCCCUUCCCAGGCUGAGCAUCGGGCGGAAGACCCUGGUGGCAGCUGCAGUGGGGGUCAUGCUGGUCCUGGUCCUGGUGGUCCUCAUCCCUGUGCUCGUCAGCUCUGUGGGUGCUGGUGGCACAGAUGACAGCGCGAGCCACUAUGAGAUGUUGGGUACUUGCCGGAUGGUGUGUGACCCCUUCCCCAGCACGGGCACCACAGGAACGGGAAUCCACACGGACACAUCAACCAGUGGCUUCCUGGUGGACAAUGAGGAAGACCUAAGCGAUCACAGCAUCGGCCCUUCACUGCCUACGUACAGCACAAAUGGCCCACAGGGAAAACCAGGACGUCCGGGCAAACCUGGACCUCCAGGACCUCCUGGAGAACCGGGUCCACCGGGCCCAAGGGGGCCACCGGGGGACAGCGGAGACAUAGUUCGGACGGGGAUCCUCGGAGCGGUUAGCACAACCACCUACAACACCACACCUCGAGUGGCGUUUUACGCAGGACUACGAAACCCCCAAGAAGGCUAUGACAUUUUGCGAUUCGAUGAUGUGGUGACUAACAUCGGGGGGAACUACGAGGGUGCGACGGGCAAGUUCACCUGUAAGAUUCCAGGGACCUACUUUUUCAUCUACAACGUGUUGAUGAGAGGAGGAGACGGCACCAGUAUGUGGGCUGACCUGAUCAAAAACAAUCAGGUCAGAGCCAGUGCUAUUGCCCAAGACCAAGACCAGAGUUACGACUAUGCCAGCAACAGUGUCAUACUUCAUCUAGAUGCGGGUGAUGAGGUUUUCAUCAAACUGGAUGGGGGCAAAGCUCAUGGGGGCAACAGCAACAAAUACAGCACCUUCUCGGGGUUCAUCCUCUACGCCGACUGACGACCGGGCAGAACAGGAGGCUUGGAGGUGAAAGGUCCCAGCUGCAGACAUUUACUUCCUGACUUCCACUUGGCAUUCUUGCAGUGAGGUUAAUGUCACAGUCACCGCUCCACAGUCUUUAAAGUAAUGUAGUGAUGAUGCACGCUGCAGUUUUGUAGUUUUUUUGCUAAUCUCUUAUUCUGUUUCAAUACAACAUGAAUACAUACUGGGUGCCUAUGCUGCUAACAUUAUGGACAUGUGUCAUGAGGUAGCAAUUGUGACAGCACAGAGAGGCCGUGCCAUCAUUCCUCAGCUGUCAUGUCAAAUUCAAGUCUGGAAAUCCCACAGUGGUGGAGGCCUCAGUGUUAGUAAAUGUGCUCUCUGGGUUUAUGUUAUGGUUAUGUCUUUGCUUUCACAUGCUGUCUGUGUGAUAAGAUGUUUUCCAUCAGUGGAGGAGGAGUCCUGCCUCAAGAAAUUUGUCAAAAAUUUGGAUGUAAGAAUGAGAUUAUGAUGUCUGAAUGCCAGAGUGUAAGAAAAGGUUUCAAUGUGAUGAUCUGAAAAGGCGUGUCAUAUAUUAGACCUACAUUACAUCACCUACAGCAUAUAUCGGCACCUCUGAUAAAGAUGUAGUAAAAGUCUUGAAAUAAAUCUUCAGUAGCAUAAGUUUCACAAAAAACUGCAGAAGGUUGUUUUUUUUUACUUACUUUAUGUAUUUAUUUCAACUGUAGAUAAUGUAAAUCAUUUUUUGCCUUAGUUCAGUUUUUAUGUUCUCUUGUCUUUUCCAUUCUGAAGAAGGCCUUCAUGUCAUAUAUUUUUACCCCAUGAAAACUGAAAGUCAUGGACCAAAAAUUAAAAACUAUAACUGCAAGCAAGGAGUUAUAUGUAGUCAAGCCUGCUUUAGCAAGUCUAGCCCUGUCCAUAUCCAUGUGGCCCAACGUCUUGGCAAAAACUGUCUCACUCAGGUCAACAUAUUGGUCACUGUCCAAGAAAAAACUCCCUAAAAGUCUUUUAAACCACAUACAGUAUCUAUGCCAAGCUGAAUUGUGCAGGUUGUUUAUUAGAUGCUAAGUCGCUAAGUGCUAAUCAGCCCAAGAUUAAUGUGCUAGGUUGAUUAGCACCUCAAUAUGUAGUGUUAUACCGUACACAAAUGGAAGCACAAAUCUUAAAGAUACUCAACAGUUUUUAUAGUAAAGCUCACAGAACAAUGUCUGUUGAAUCUCAUCGCAAAGAGACCCCAAAAAAUAUAAGUUGGCUUAAAUUGUAAUCUAAAAAGAAGUGUGACGUGUUUCAAAACAGUAUAAUAGCUUCUCUGAUACUCCGGUUAAGUCAAGGCAAGCUACACUGCUCACCCUGGAUUUGAUCCUCUCCAACAUCCUAAUGUAAGCUUUUCAAUAUAAGACAAGUUUAAUUUAAGGCUAUUGACACAUCUUUACCAGGAGAGCCAAUAAAAGUGGAGGGUGCUGUAUGUUAUAUUUGGCAUAUUGUAUAAAAUGUAAAUUCAAUAUUGACUCUGUAUCUCAAUACAGACAAAGCAUUAUCAAUCUUGUACAUUUUCUUGUGUUUCUAAAAAAAACUAUGUAUUGAUUGAUGACUGUGUGAUUUUAUUAUUUCAUGUGCAGGUUUAAUUAUUUGAUCAAUGCAUGCAAAGUCAAAAU